AUGCCGCUCACCGCCCAUGGAUUUGACGCAAAGGAGAUACACUCCAAAAUACAACUCCUCAUCCAUGGGCUCGUCAAUAUAAAGGAUGAGACCGGGGAGUUUCUUAUGACUCUUGCCGAUGGCCGAGUAAUAGAUACGAAGGGCUGGAAUGACUGGGAGUGGACACAUGGUGUCGGACUUUACGGAAUAUGGCAAUACUACCAGGCGACAGGAGAUGCCAAAUAUCUUCAGAUUAUAGAAGAUUGGUUCCAAAACCGAUUUGCUUCUGGCGGGACAACCAAAAACAUCAACACAAUGGCAGCCAUGCUCACCUUGGCUUAUGUUUAUGAGAAGACAAAGAACCCUACUUAUCUCCCCUGGCUGGAUAGCUGGGCAGAGUGGGCAUAUCAUGACCUGGAGCGAACAAAAUACGGAGGAAUGCAGCAUAUUACGUACUUGGAGGAAAAUGAUCAGCAGCUGUGGGAUGAUACCUUGAUGAUGACUGUGUUGCCGCUGGCCAAGAUUGGACUUGUGCUAGAUCGCCCUCAUUAUGUCAAAGAGGCAAAAUACCAGUUUCUGCUACAUAUUAAGUAUCUAUUUGAUGCAAAGACGGGCCUCUUCUUUCACGGAUGGUCUUUCAACGAUGGGGGCCACAACUUUGCGUCGGCAAGAUGGGCACGUGGUAAUAGCUGGCUUACAAUUGUGAUACCAGAGGUUAUCGAAUUGUUAGAUCUAGCCUCCGAUGACCCCUUCUGCAUUCACUUAAAAUCCACACUAGCUGCUCAAUGCGAAUCAUUGAAAGCUUUUCAAGCACCAAGUGGGCUAUGGCGCACUUUACUGGACAUUCCAGAAGAGGAUGGGUCUUAUCCAGAGUCCAGUGCAACCGCUGGCUUUGCGUUCGGCUUGCUGAAGGCACAACGAAAGCACUACCUGGAGGAAGAAUACAGAAGUGUAGCAUUCAAAGCAAUUCAGGGCGUUUUGAGUAAUAUCAACUCCGAUGGCCAAUUGCUAAACACAUCAUUCGGAACAGGCAUGGGAUCAGAUUUGGAGUUUUACAAGAGAAUUCCCAUUACGCCAAUGCCAUACGGUCAAGCAAUGGCGAUCUUGGCUCUCGUCGAGUUACUAAGAAUAUUCAUUUAA
This is a messenger RNA of Trichoderma aggressivum f. europaeum, 1119 nucleotides long. Its product is annotated as CAZyme family GH105. The coding region runs from base 1 to 1119 and encodes 372 amino acids. The transcript has a single exon. NCBI's taxonomy places the organism in Eukaryota, Fungi, Ascomycota, Sordariomycetes, Hypocreales, Hypocreaceae. Gene Ontology annotation, biological process: carbohydrate metabolic process. The record is from RefSeq and is a predicted model, not a curated record.